Molecule: messenger RNA, 1995 nt
Organism: Giardia duodenalis
Lineage: Eukaryota; Fornicata; Diplomonadida; Hexamitidae
Product: Cytosolic heat shock protein 70
Exons: 1
Coding region: 1-1995 (664 amino acids)
Biological process (GO): cellular response to unfolded protein; protein refolding
Cellular component (GO): cytoplasm
Molecular function (GO): ATP-dependent protein folding chaperone; misfolded protein binding; ATP hydrolysis activity
Source: RefSeq, a predicted model, not a curated record
AUGGCAACUGCACCGGCUGUAGGCAUCGACCUCGGAACCACUUACUCCUGCGUUGGCGUUUAUCAGAACGAAAAAGUGGAGAUCAUCGCCAAUGAGCAGGGCGCGUACACCACGCCCUCCUACGUCGCCUUCACGGAUGCAGAGCGUCUCAUCGGCGACUCCGCCAAGAACCAGUGCGCCCUCAAUCCUGAGAAUACCAUCUUCGACGCCAAGCGCUUGAUCGGUCGCAGGUUCAACGACCCUGAAGUGCAGGCAGACCUCAAGCACUUCCCGUUCAAGGUCAUCUGCGGCCCCGACGAGAAGCCCCAGAUCCAGGUUGUCUACAAGGGUGAGACGAAGACGUUCACUCCCGAGGAGAUCUCCUCCAUGGUCCUCACCAAGAUGAAGGAUAUCGCCAGCGACUACCUCGGCAACAAGGUCACCGAGGCCAUCGUCACCGUCCCUGCGUACUUCUCUGAUGCGCAGCGCAAGGCUACGCAGAACGCCGGCACGAUUGCUGGGCUUAACGUCCUCCGCAUCAUCAACGAGCCCACUGCCGCUGCCAUCGCCUAUGGGCUCGACAAGUCUACGUCCAAGAAGGAGCGCAACAUCCUCAUCUUUGACCUCGGUGGUGGGACGUUCGAUGUCUCCCUCCUGACUGUCGACCCCAGCUCCGGCGUCUUUGAGGUCAAGGCCACGGCUGGCGACACUCACCUGGGCGGCGAGGACUUCGACUCGCGCGUCGUGAACUACUUCAUCGCCGAGUUUAAGAAGAAGCACGGGAAGGAUAUCUCCGGUAGCAACAGGGCGAUGCGUCGCCUGCGCACUGCCUGUGAGCGCGCUAAGCGCACUCUUUCCUCGAGCCAGCAGGCGUCUAUCGAGAUAGAGUCUCUUUUCGAGGGCAUAGACUUCUUCACUAACAUCACAAGGGCGAAGUUCGAGGAUCUUUGCAUUGACCUCUUCCGUAAGUGCCUGGACCCCGUUGAUCGCGUUCUCCGCGAUUCCAAGCUCGGAAAGAACGACGUCCACGACAUUGUUCUUGUCGGUGGGUCCACGCGUAUCCCGAAGGUCCAGCAGAUGCUCAGGGACUUCUUCAACGGCCGCGAGCUCAGCAAGAACGUCAACCCCGACGAGGCUGUCGCCUACGGGGCGUCUGUCCAGGCCGCCCUCCUGUCCUCUUACAAGGAUCAGGCCGGAAGCGGUGCAAUCAACGACAUCCUGCUUCUCGAUGUCACGCCUCUCUCGCUCGGUAUCGAGACGUCUGGCACCAACAUGACGACCCUCAUCCCGCGCAAUACCACUGUGCCAGUAUCUAGGAAGGAGACCUUCACGACCUACGCCGACAACCAGACAACCGUUACAAUCAGGAUCUUCGAGGGCGAGCGGCCGCUCACGAAGGACAACAACUUGCUCGGUACGUUCGACCUCGGCGGCAUUCCCCCCGCGCCCCGUGGCACACCAAAGAUAGAAGUCACCUACGACGUCUCCGCCGACGGCGUUCUCACAGUCACAGCCAAGGACCUCGGCGGCACAGGAAACUCCAAGCAACUCUCGAUCAACCAGAACGCCAACCGCCUUUCGCAGGAGGAGAUCGACCGCAUGGUCAAGGACGCUGAGCGCUUUGCCAAGGAGGACGAGAAGAUCCGCGAGGGCCAGAAGGCCCGGAACGAGCUCGAGAGCCUCGUCUUCAGCGUGAAGUCCACCCUCGGCGAGGGCAAGGUACAGAUCUCAGAUGACGAUAAGAAGAAGAUCGAGACGGCCGUCAACGAAUGCGCGACCUGGCUUGAGAACAACAAGGUCGGCGACAAGGAGCAGUUCGAGGCCAAGAAGAAGGAGCUGGAGGCGAUCGUCCAUCCCGUUAUGGCUGCUGGCAUGGGCGCGGCCGGUAUGCCGCCGGGAGGCUUCCCUGGUGGCAUGCCUCCUGGUGGGUUCCCCGGCGGAUUCCCUGGCGGGAUGCCCGGUGGCGCGGCCCCAGGCGGUGCCCCUGCGGGUCCCAGUGUCGAUGAUCUGGACUAA